Molecule: messenger RNA, 600 nt
Organism: Aureobasidium pullulans EXF-150
Lineage: Eukaryota; Fungi; Ascomycota; Dothideomycetes; Dothideales; Saccotheciaceae
Product: DUF423-domain-containing protein
Exons: 2
Coding region: 61-435 (124 amino acids)
Source: RefSeq, a predicted model, not a curated record
AGAAGCACUCGAGACACUACAUACCAACUCCAUUAACACAUCACAAAACCCAAUCAAAUCAUGUUCUGGGCUCUCGGAUCCAUCUACGGCGCUACCGCCGUCGCCUUUGGUGCUUUUGGUGCUCAUGGCCUUAAGAAAAGAGCAGGCAUGGAUGCUCAGAAGCUGGCUUCAUGGAACACGGCUGCCCACUAUCAACUUGUCCACUCUGGCAUGAUUCUCCUUACAGCUGCCGCUGCUCCCAAGAACAAAGUCGCCGCUGGUCUCUUCGCCGCCGGAAUCACAUGUUUCAGUGGCUCAAUCUAUUUGCUCACCCUCGACCCUCAGAGAUUCAGAGCUCUUGGUCCAGUCACACCGAUAGGAGGUCUCUUCCUCAUCGGCGGUUGGGUUGCCCUUGCUGUCGGGUCUAGAGGUCGUAUUCUCCCCAAGGCUUCAUAGGCCUUGAACCUAGGCUUCAUGUCCAAACUUCAAGGCAAUGUUAAGCCAUGAGGCUUUUUGUAUAUAUAUCUCCUCUCUUCAAUUGCAAUAUAUCCAACCACAUACUGCUUGUCUCUGUAGCUGCAGUCAAAUGAUAGCCCUGACGUGCAGUAAUGCCUUUCGAAG